Molecule: messenger RNA, 1913 nt
Organism: Telopea speciosissima
Lineage: Eukaryota; Viridiplantae; Streptophyta; Magnoliopsida; Proteales; Proteaceae
Exons: 10
Coding region: 131-1903 (590 amino acids)
Biological process (GO): vegetative to reproductive phase transition of meristem
Source: RefSeq, a predicted model, not a curated record
UUUUUUUUGAUAGUUUUCAUGAACAGAUUUUCCUCUUCUCUUGACCGAGCCCUGCUCUGUUUCUACUCCGUCAGUUCCUUUUAAUCGAGUCUUAAGCUUUUCCAUUCCUUUCCCUCCAUUUCUGCGGGUCAUGCUUCUGCAGCAGUUCAUCCCAUGGAGGGUAUCAAUGCAGAAGAUUUGGAGCUUUAUCUAUUUUCUUCCCUUGUUCCUACUGCUCCUCAUUCUCGGCCUCCUCAAAGCGGUCAUCGUUGGGCCAGUUGUAACUGUGAUCAUUCUAAUUGGAAAUUCUUCUGUAAUCCUUGGAUUAUGGCCUGCACAUGUCUUCUGGACUUACUAUUGUGUGGCAAAAACCAAAAAGUUUGGGUUGGUUUUGAAGAUUCUAGUAUUGAUAUCAUUGCCACUACCACUUGUCCUUUGGCCAAUCUUUGCCAUUGUUGGAAGCCUUCUAGCAGGAGUAGGAUAUGGUUAUUUCACUCCAUUAAUUGCGACUUUUGAAGCUGCCGGGAAUCAAGUCGAAAACAAACUUCUCCAUUGCGUUGUGGAUGGUAGCUGGAGCACAAUUGAGGGAAGCUGCACGGUGGUGCGAGACUUUACAGACUUCUGUUUCCACUCUUACUUUUCUUACAUGGAUGAAUUGACUGAAGAAGUACCUGAAGAUGAAAAGCCCAUGAGCAUUAAGUUAUGGAAGCUGCCGGCUUGUUUAUUUGUUAGCCUGCUCGCUGUGCCUGUAGAUGUGCUUUUAGUAACUGCUGUUGCCCUAUGGAAAAGUCCUCUCAUGUUGUUCAAAGGAUGGAAGAGGCUGCUUGAAGACUUGAUCGGCAGAGAGGGACCAUUUCUGGAGGCAGCAUGUGUCCCAUUUGCUGGACUUGCCAUCAUACUGUGGCCAUUAGCAGUGGUUGGGGCUGUGAUUAGUGCUUUUUUCUGCAGCUUCUUUCUUGCUUCUUAUAGCGGUAUUGUUGUCUAUCAGGAAAACUCACCUAGGAUGGGACUUGCUUUCAUUAUAUCUGUUAUUGCCCUCUUUGAUGAAUACACAAAUGAUUUACUUUAUUUGAGGGAGGGGUCCUGCCUUCCAAGGCCUAAGUACCGUAAACAAAUGAACCCCCCGUCGGAUAUCCUUGAGAGAAGGAAAUCAACGGACAAUGAUGAGAAUGAUUCAAAUAAUGGAAGAAUAGGCCCUCAUGGUUCAAAAUUAGUUUCAGAACGGACAAGAACACUGAAGAUUGCCAUUCAACAGCUAAAGCCGAUGCAAGUUUGGGAUUGGCUGUUCCGAUCUUGUGAGGUGAAUGGUAGGAUACUCCUCCAUGAUGGUCUGCUAACAAGAACAGACAUUGAGGAAUGCAUUGUGAAAGGGAAAUGUAAAAAGUUGGAAAUUAAACUCCCUGCUUGGUCAAUUCUCCAAUGCCUGCUGGUCUCAGCAAAGUCUAACUCCUCUGGGUUGCUAAUUUCUGAUGAGUUAGAACUAACAAGGAUUAACUGGCCAAAGGACAAGGUGCUUGAAUGGUUCAUGGGGCCAUUACUGACUAUGAAGGAGCAAAUCAAAGGCCUUCAGUUAAAUGAGAAUGAAGAAUCCUGCUUGAGAGGAUUGAUAAUGAACUGCAAAAAUGAAAGGCCAGAGGACUGGAAUGAUACAGAAUUUCCAUCUGAUGACAACAUCAGAAGAGCUCAGCUGCAGGCCAUAUUAAGAAGACUUCAAGGAAUUGUAUCUUCCAUGUCAAGAAUGCCGACCUUCAGACGCCGUUUCAGGAGCUUGUUGAAAGUGCUGUAUAUAGAAUUAAUGAGAAUUGAUGCUUUGAGAAGCGAGGAUUUGACACAAGAAGCUAGUGGCAAUAACUCGGCCAAUUCUGGAGAGAGAAGAGGUAAAGACGUCGGAGGAAAAACCUACAACAAUGAAGAGAUUGUGUAACUUAAAAUAA